GAAGGCCAUAUAAGCGACGGAUCACCGCCGGCCUGCGCAUACGCAAGUCCGAAGUAAAAGCUGCGCGAGUGACUGCUAAUAUAAACGAAUCAUAUAUUAAGCACUAUAUUAAGAUAUUAAUAAACUGUGUAGUGAUUGUGGGUGAUCAUGAAGUUUGCGGUGCCCCUACUUCUGUUGGUGGCAGUCAGCCAUGCUGCCAAGGAGGGAGCGAAGAACAGAAAAGAAGAAAAAACAGACAAGAGAGAACUGACGGAAGGGAAUGCCGGGUUUCAAAAGAGGGCACCCAUCAUACCAACAGCAUCUCCAGCUUUCGGCGGCGGAAUAGAAUACGCAGAUUCAAACAAUGCAUUACCGGACAAAUCACCAACACAACAAAUCUACGCGACGCCGGUGCCUCAGUUCUCGAAGGUGUCUGACCUGCUGAGCGGACAGACCCCUUCGUACCAAGCCGCUAUCGCCAACCAUCUGUAUUCCCCCGUCUCCAUCUACCAGUCUAGGUUUGGGCAACCAACGACCUACGAAGUAUCAGCACCAGUACCCUCAAACCUGGCCUACGCCGAGCACCGACUCUCCCUCCCUUCACCAAAUGCCAUACAAUACAACACCAAACCCCAGAAACUAGCUAAACUAAACUACGCACAGCCUCAGCUUGUUCAGCAAACAUACGAACAGAACUUGGCUCCUCUACAAGUCACCGCAAGUCCUCUCCAGCAAGUCCAAUAUAACCAAGUUCCUCAAUUACAUGGCAAUCAGCAAUACGUCCAGCAACCGAACCAGCUCCAAGUCGCAUACCGCCAGGAACAUCUUGUUGGAAGGAAUCAUCAACAGCCUGAGCAAAGAGAUUUGAAGAAUCAUCCGGCACCUUCGCAGGUUUUGGAAAAACAAGUGAUUCACCAGGUAUUCAAUGAUAAACAGCAGAAUGCCCUCAGCUACGCCAGAUUUAGCGUCAACCAACCAACGCCCACUUAUGACCAGGCUCAAUUGCAGCAAUCUCAUCAGCAACCACUGCCGCAAGCUCAACUUCAAGCUCAACAAUAUCAACAACCUCAACAGUUGAUUCACCAACAAUACCAACAACCUCACCAGAUAAUUCACCCACAGCAAUAUCAACAACCUCAACAGCUAAUUCAACCUCAACAAGAUCAAUAUCAAGCACAACCUUUGCAAAUUAGCUAUCAACUACAACACCCCACUCAACAGUUGCCUCAAAUACAAUACCAAGGUCAACAGCAAGUUGCUCAUGAACAAGUACAGCCGCAAUUACAGUAUCAACCUCAACAACCGCAAGUACAGUACCAAGAACAACCACAGUACUUGUAUCAACAGUUACAGGAACAGGCGUUGCAACAGCAAAGUUUGUCUCUGCCUCAACAGAUCCAAGAUCAAUCUCAAUCUCAGUAUCAACUCCAACCAACGCAUCAAGCGUACCAGCAACCACAGUUAUUUAAUGUUGAAAAAUCCGAAUCGACACUGUCGAAGCAAUCUAUCCCUGAAAGACAAAGUUACUUCAAACAAGCGCCGAUCAUUCAACCCAACUUGAGCUCAAGCCAACCUCAAGUUCAAAGUUCGGGUCAUCACGGUUCGCCCGCCGCUUUACCAACUUUCCCACCUGUACAAUAUUUCGGGAAAUUCGCCCAAUCUCUCUUCGGUGACUACCAACAUUAAAAUAACUGCAAUUUGAUUAGAAAUAGGAUAUUAAAAAAUCUUCAAUGACUGAAUACCUUCUCCAAAAUCUUAUUACCUAAUUAACAAUUUGUAGAAAAUUAUACCUAUUUAUUAAAAUGCUAACAUUUCUAUUUUUUGUAAAUACUAUAAGACGUGCCAAAAAAGUUAUUUAUUUAAAAGAUCGCCUAUUUAAUAUUUUAGUACUUGUACCUAUGUGGUAUUUGCUAAUAUAAAUAUUAAAAUAAUACUUUUGCAUGCACUUAAAAUAUACGAAUCUGUAACUGUAAGAAACAUAGAAACUAUAAGAACUCUACAACAAUAUGCCUAGAGCUUAUAAUCAUAUUAAAUGCUACAGAAAUAUUAUAAAAGAAGCCUACUUACAAAAUCUUUGAUCUGUGAUGUUGUACUUACUUUAAAUACU
Molecule: messenger RNA, 2086 nt
Organism: Maniola jurtina (meadow brown)
Lineage: Eukaryota; Metazoa; Arthropoda; Insecta; Lepidoptera; Nymphalidae
Product: PAX-interacting protein 1-like
Exons: 6
Coding region: 148-1665 (505 amino acids)
Source: RefSeq, a predicted model, not a curated record